CUCUCAUUUUAAGGUCACAUUCUCUCUCCAAAUCCACUGUCCUCGUUCACUCUCUCUCUCUCUCUCUUCCCCCGAGAAAGAUAUGCAGGCCAAAGCAAUGGCUCUGACAACCACCGCCGCCGCCUCACCCUAUACCUUCCUCCACCCCACCGCCUCCUCCAGACAUCCAAUUCCCAUCAAAUCAUCCCCAAUUUCGCCUCAAUCCAUCAAAUCCAGAACAAAAACAAUCUCAUGCGUCAAAUCAUCGAACCCACCGCCUUCCACCGCCGCCUCCGCCGCCGCCACUCCACAAUCAAAAAAUUGGAGCCUCGACAGCUGGAAAUCGAAAAAGGCCUCUCAGCUCCCAGACUACCCGGACGAAAAUUCCCUCGAAUCGGUCCUCAAAACUCUCGAAUCGUUCCCGCCGGUCGUUUUCGCCGGCGAGGCCCGCAGCCUCGAGGAGAAGCUGGCUCAGGCCGCCCUCGGAAACGCCUUUCUCUUGCAGGGCGGCGACUGCGCCGAGAGCUUCAAGGAAUUCACUGCGAAUAACAUUAGGGAUACUUUCAGGGUGCUGUUGCAGAUGAGCGUUGUACUCAUGUUUGGUGGCCAGAUGCCUAUUAUUAAGGUUGGAAGAAUGGCAGGGCAAUUCGCUAAGCCGAGAUCCGAUUCGUUCGAAGAGAAAGACGGCAUAAAGCUACCGAGUUAUCGAGGAGAUAAUAUCAACGGCGACGCCUUUGAUGAAAAAUCAAGAAUUCCGGACCCUCAGCGAAUGAUUCGAGCAUAUACUCAAUCCGUUGCUACACUGAACCUUCUCAGAGCAUUCGCCACUGGAGGAUACGCCGCCAUGCAGAGGGUCACUCAAUGGAACCUCGAUUUCACCGAACAAAGCGAGCAAGGCGAUAGGUACCGUGAAUUGGCGAAUCGGGUGGAUGAGGCACUUGGCUUCAUGGCUUCGUGUGGUUUUACGUCCGACCACCCUGUAAUGACAACUACAGAGUUUUGGACAUCGCACGAGUGCUUAUUAUUACCUUACGAACAAGCACUUACUCGAGAGGAUUCGACUUCCGGCAUGUACUACGAUUGCUCUGCUCACAUGCUUUGGGUCGGCGAACGGACAAGGCAGUUAGACGGGGCCCACGUCGAGUUCUUGAGAGGGGUUUCUAAUCCUAUAGGAAUCAAGGUUAGUGAUAAAAUGGAUCCGAACGAGUUGGUGAAACUUAUUGAUAUUAUGAAUCCUGAAAAUAAGGCUGGAAGGAUAACGGUUAUUGUUCGAAUGGGGGCAGAGAAUAUGAGAGUGAAACUGCCGUAUCUGAUUAGGGCGGUUCGAAGAGCAGGUCAGAUUGUGACGUGGGUUAGUGACCCUAUGCAUGGUAACACCAUUAAAGCUCCUUGUGGACUCAAGACUCGCUCCUUCGAUGCUAUCAGGGCUGAGGUGAGAGCAUUCUUUGACGUACAUGAUCAAGAAGGAAGCUACCCCGGAGGGGUGCAUUUGGAAAUGACUGGCCAAAACGUAACCGAAUGUGUGGGUGGGUCCCGCACAAUCACUUACAACGAUCUCGGCUCGCGCUACCACACCCACUGCGACCCUAGGCUCAACGCUUCUCAAUCUCUCGAGCUUUCUUUUAUUAUCGCGGAGCGUCUCCGAAGGAGAAGAAUCGGACCACAACACCGUACUCUAUCCUCUUUCAGGCUGUAAGAAAUCCCAUCACCCCUUUCGAGUGGUACUUUUAUUUUAUUACAUCAAAUGUUUGGAAUCUUGAUUAUGUUUUGGUGGCUCAAAGAUGUGAUAUAUAUUUUAUAGAAAUAAGUUUGUACUAUAGUUUUGUUUUUGCAAAGCUGAUUUUGACUAUUAUUGUAAAUUUUAUCUGUCCUCCUACAGAUUUCAGUUUAUUUGCAUUUAUAAAUGAGUUUAUUGCAAUCA
Molecule: messenger RNA, 1900 nt
Organism: Erythranthe guttata (spotted monkey flower)
Lineage: Eukaryota; Viridiplantae; Streptophyta; Magnoliopsida; Lamiales; Phrymaceae
Product: phospho-2-dehydro-3-deoxyheptonate aldolase 2, chloroplastic
Biological process (GO): aromatic amino acid biosynthetic process
Molecular function (GO): 3-deoxy-7-phosphoheptulonate synthase activity
Source: RefSeq, a predicted model, not a curated record